Macrosteles quadrilineatus (aster leafhopper) is the source of this 324-nucleotide messenger RNA. RefSeq lists its product as uncharacterized. The record is from RefSeq and is a predicted model, not a curated record. The coding region runs from base 1 to 324 and encodes 107 amino acids. The transcript has a single exon. Lineage: Eukaryota; Metazoa; Arthropoda; Insecta; Hemiptera; Cicadellidae.
AUGGAUGAAAUAAAAACUGAAAAAGGUUCAAACAACAACAAAAUGAAGCCGAAAAAACGAAAAAAGAAGGACACAUCGGAUGAGUCGGACAUCGAAGAAGAAGCACCUCUCUUCCAAGAUCAAGACGAUGACAUCAUUGAUCUCGUAGACCCCAACAUUGUCGAAAAAACAACUUUAGACAUAUGUUCCAUAUGUGGGGACAUAGGCAAAGACAACGAGCUUUGGUAUAGAUGUGUCAUGUGCUCGUCUUGGAGCCAUUCAGAAUGUACGGGAUGGGAUUCAGCCAAGGACUACAUCUGUGACUUCUGUAAAUACACAUUUUAG